AUGUUUGACUGGAGCAGCGAGGCCUGCUGCAGGUGGUCCAGUCCUCCUCCUGGCCAGAUUGCCGAUCCGGACCAGCCCGUCCUGUGGCUGGACCAGAUGCCUGCCCGGAGCCUGAGCCGAGGCUUCAACAACCACAUCAACCUGAUCAGGGGUCAGAUCAUCAACAUCCGGUACCUGGCCUACUUCGACAGCAUCCUGGACUUCAUCAAAGACCGGAUCCUGGUUUAUCACGGGUACGUCACCGCCCUGACCCCGUCCAUCUCCUGUGCGGCAGAAAGGCAGCUGUCGGUGCUGAAUGAGCUAGGUGGCGCCGUCCCCUGCUACAUCCACAGUGGGACGUUCCUGAGCCAGACCACCCGUCACGUGAUCGACGCCACACGCUGUCCGCAUGGUCUCCUGCUGUCAGUCCUGGGUCCGGAGACAGGUGUCCCAUCUUGUCACUGCCUGAUAUGGUCUGACGGAAACUCCAGGGCUGGAAACGGAAGUUCUUCUGAUGAACGUUUGCAUGCAACUUCUCUGGAGACCUUCGUGGCUCAGAAGAUCAGCGCGCUGCUGGGUCUGAUCGCAGCCGGAGCGGACUUCUACAGGAGCGUCGGCGUGACCCGGAAGAGCGAGGCCGAGGGCGUCUGGCAGAGGUUCUACGGGCGCGAUGCCGUGGCCGAGCAGGUGGAGGCGCUGCUGCAGCUGGAGAGGGACUGGGACGGCUUCCUGGACUGGGUCGACAAGAGCCUGCAGACAGGACGGUCCACUGAAGGGGUCCCAGCAGCGCGUGUCGGUCCAGAGCUGGUCCUGACCGACGGACGCAGCGGCGGGAGCGUGACUCUGGCUCAGCAUCUGCAGGCGGGUCACAAGCUGCUGCUGGUCCUGAUCCGACACUACGGGUGACUGCCGUGACGGGACCACGUGAGGGCGCUGCAGGACCAUCAGGAGGUCCUGGCGGCGCGCUCCGUGCAGGUGCUGGUGGUCUCCUUCGGUGGGCUAGAGGGCGCUGGAGUCUGGCUGCUGCAGACCGGCUGCAGCUUCCCCCUGCUGCUGGACCCUGGCCGCAAGCUCUACAGGACCUUCGGUCUGGACUCGUCCCACGGGCAGGUCUUGAGGUUCGGCACUCUGCUGAGGUACUCAGAGUUCCCGGCGCAGAACCGUGACUUCCCUGACGUCCCUUCACACCUGCUGGAAGACAUUUACCAGAUGGGUGGGGACUUCCUUCUGAGCGACUCGGGCGAGGUUCUUCUGUGUCACCCGAGUAAGACCCCGCUGGACCGCCCGGUGCUGAGCGACAUCCUGGCGGCGGCCGAGCUCGCCAACAGCGCCUAGAGGAGGCGGCGGCGCCACCUGGCCAGGAGCGCGGCUCCUCCGCUCGCGCUGAUGACGCCACGUCUCGCACUCAUGACGUCAUGAAGAGGCGUGGCCGAUGCCACACCGCGAGGAGGGGACGGCCGCCAUCUUGCCAGCGAGUGGAUUGAUUUCAUGUAAAUCGAGGACGGAUCAAAUAAGUCAUAGUCUGAAGUAUUAGUCAUGUGACUUUGAAGUCAUUUAUUGAUUCCUGGAAUAAAUCCUGAUCAA
This is a messenger RNA of Synchiropus splendidus (mandarinfish), 1563 nucleotides long. RefSeq names its product selenoprotein L (gene selenol). The record is from RefSeq and is a predicted model, not a curated record. The transcript has 14 exons. Gene Ontology annotation, molecular function: oxidoreductase activity; antioxidant activity. Lineage: Eukaryota; Metazoa; Chordata; Actinopteri; Syngnathiformes; Callionymidae.